AAAAGAGAUUGAAAGUUAAGCGAUUUAAUCUUUUGGGGUUUGGUUUUUUGGGUUUUUACUUUUUUAAAAAGUGUUUUUAUGAUGGCUGAGACUGAUCAGGGUUUUGAGGGGGACCGGGGGACUGCAACAACUACUAGUUUUUCUCAGUUAUUAUUUGGUGGUGAUGAUGAUUUUGUGGGUCUUGAUCUGGGCCAGAGUUUUAACUACACUUUCUCUUCUUUUCCUGCUCAUGAGAAGACUCCCAAAAUGCUUUGCUUCGGGGGCCAUCAUACUGAUGCUGAAAUAGUGUUUGCCGAAUCUUGCAUUAAUACUACAAAAAUUGCUACCACUCCUCAAAGAUCCGGGGUCACGUGCAGUGAUUCUUCCUCAGCUUCUUCCGGUAACAACAGCAAAUCUGUCAAGGCUCCGGCCAAAUCUAAUAGAAAGAGGAAUGGCGAUCGAGAAAAGAUGCAGGGCACGGGUGCCAUUGAUACAGCUCAACCGGCAAGCCAAAGAGCCAAUAAAAGGUCCAAGGUCGAGAACCCCGCCUCUUCGACCGGCCAUGCAAAGGUGAGGAAAGAGAAGCUAGGGGAUAGAAUCACAGCAUUGCAGCAGCUAGUUUCACCUUUUGGCAAGACAGAUACGGCAUCAGUGCUCCAUGAAGCGAUGGGUUAUAUCAGGUUCCUGCACGACCAGGUUCAAGUCCUGUGCUCUCCUUACCUGCAACACCUACCGAACGGUGGAGAGAGCGGAGGUGAAGAAUCAAGGAAGGACCUGAAGAGCAGGGGGCUAUGCCUGGUCCCAGUUGCCUGCACUGCACAUGUGGCGAAUACCAACGGUGCUGAUUUCUGGUCGCCAGCUAUGGGAAACAAUGCAAUAAAGCAGUAAAUCAUUUCCAGCUAGUUUCGAAGUAUACUUUUGCAUAUGGUUGCUACUUUGCUAAGGCCUAGGAGCUAAGCAGUGCCUUCUCAAAUUGUUGUCUGAAGAGAUUUUGACAGCUCAUCUUGAAAAGAAUCAUCAAAGGGGUAAAAAGGAGUUGAAAAAACAGGAACAUGGGAAAGGUAACUCCUGAGUCAGAGAUACGGGGAUUCAUGGAUGUAUAUUAUAUAACUAUUAUAAAAAAGUGAGUCCUUUUUUGGUUUUAUAGAAUUGACUGAACGAAUGGAAUAGUAGAAAAAAAUGGAAUGGGGAAAGAGAAUGGCCAAAAGCAAAGGGUAUCUUUUUCAUUUUGCUUUUUGGAAGCACCAUGUGGGUUCUUGGGCUUGGGUUGGCAUUGGCAUGGGUUCAACUUGUAAAAUCUUCAAGGCUUUAAUCAAUUACCAAUGCAAA
Durio zibethinus is the source of this 1308-nucleotide messenger RNA. RefSeq names its product transcription factor bHLH113-like. Gene Ontology annotation, cellular component: nucleus. Gene Ontology annotation, molecular function: RNA polymerase II cis-regulatory region sequence-specific DNA binding; protein dimerization activity; DNA-binding transcription factor activity, RNA polymerase II-specific. NCBI's taxonomy places the organism in Eukaryota, Viridiplantae, Streptophyta, Magnoliopsida, Malvales, Malvaceae. Gene Ontology annotation, biological process: regulation of transcription by RNA polymerase II. The record is from RefSeq and is a predicted model, not a curated record.